CAUCGCACAGUGAGCUGCUAUUUUGAAGGCCAUUUCUUGAGCUCAGAUCAUAUUUUGCUUACAAAAUAUGGCUUGAAAGAUGGAUUGGCUUUACAGUAAAACGCUCGGGUCCAUUGGCUCAUGCUGUAUAGACACUUUCCCCUGGCCGUUCCAUUCCUUUUUUCAGAGAAACCUUCUGGCCCUACCAGGAGAGCCAGGAAAUCCACUGGAGCCCAGUGCGACUGAAAAUGGGAAACAGAGCCGUUCUUGCCGGUCAACCAGCCCAGUGAUGGAAGAAGAAGGGUGUGACCACAGCCUCCAGAAGAAUCCCACAAGGCAGUUGCCCCUGGACCCUGGACAAGAAUUGACAAAAGAUCUGAAGGAGAAAAAACUCACCCCAAAGAGACUGCAGCUCCUUCUGGUGGGGAAGACAGGAAGUGGGAAAAGUGCAACAGGAAACAGCAUCCUUGGCAGGCAAGUAUUUGAGUCCAAAAUCAGCGCUCGACCAGUGACCAUGACAUUCCAGAAAGGCAGCAGAGAGUUGGAGGGGAAGGAACUUGAGGUGAUCGACACCCCAGAUAUUUUGUCACCUCAGAACCAGCCUGAGGCAACAGCUAAGAAGAUCUGUGACAUCUUGGCCUCACCAGGGCCUCAUGCAGUGCUCCUGGUGAUACAGGUAGGCCGGUACACCUCGGAGGAUCAGGAGGCUGCCAGGUGCCUCCAGGAGAUCUUUGGAAACGGGAUCCUGGCUUACACUAUUCUGGUGUUCACCCGGAAGGAAGAACUGGCCGAGGGCUCUUUAGAAGAAUAUAUUAAAGAGAACAAUAAUAAGACCCUGGAUGCUCUGGAUGUUGCAUGUGAGAGACGCCAUUGUGGCUUCAACAACAGGGCACAAGGGGAUGAGCAGGAGGCCCAGUUGCAGAAACUUAUGGAGGAAAUUGAGUCGAUCUUGUGGGAAAAUGAGGGCCAUUGUUACACCAUGGAACUUCCAAAUGUCUCCAGCAAAACCCUUUAACCCAAUAGCAAGGCUCUGAGGAGACCACCCUUAAAGAGUCCUGACUAGAAAGGCUGUCCCAGAUUCAGAUGGCCUCUGAGAAGACCUGUAGGUACUGAUGCAGAGGGCAUUCAGAUGAGUCCAAGGUGGCCAUAAGCAGGAGUGUCUUAGUCAGUGUUCUAUUGCUAUGAAGAAACACCAUGACCAUGGCAACUCUUACAAAAGAAAGCAUUUUACUGGGCCUUGCUUACAGUGCAGGGGUUUAGCCCAUUAUCAUCAUGGCCUAAAGCAUAGCAGGGCAGGCAGGCAGACAUGGUGCUAGGAAGGUAGCUGCAAGUUCUGCUGUCUAGAUACACGAGCAGCAGGAAAGAGAGACUCUGGGCUUGGAAAGGGCUUUUCAAACCUCAAUACUGUCCCCCCCACCCUCCCGCAGUGACACAGUUCAACAAGGCCACGCCUCCUAAUCCUUUCAAAUAGUGCCACUCCCUGGGGACUGAGGAUUCGAAUCUAUGAGCCUACGAGGGCCAUUCUCAUUCAAACCACCACAAGGAGACUUUACCAGUAGCUGUACCCUAUGUCCAGCCUGUCACCUGUUCCCUCUGUCUCCACAGAGGACUUUGCAGUCCUUGGGCCAGAGGGCCCAGCUACAUUCUGUGUCCAGCUACAUAGCUUCUUUCUGAACACAUAGGCCCUCCUUUACCUCAGUCAUCAGCACAGUGCCCUCAUAAAUCGUGUCCCACUGACACCACAUUUUUAUAUCCUGUGUCUGUUCUUGGGUAUAAUCAAAGCUUCUUGACAGCAGGACUAGUUCUUUCUCUUGUGUAAACUGCACAGCUGCCUAGCCAAUGUAGUCAGAGUUGAUGCAACCCAGGGGUAGCCAUGGACCAGAUAGUUGUACAUUUCUUGGGCUUCCUCCUUAUCCAUAAAGAGGGACAGGCACUGUGAUUCUUAAGAUGCCUGCCCUGUGUAGUGGGUAGAAAAUGACAAUGAGACAGAAUAGAAAGGCCCAGACCUCCAGUUAGGGUUUUCCCCCGCGAUGUAAAGUAUUUUAAUAGGUUGUAUUCUAUAACCAUGUUCUAACCACUGACUUACUUCUAAGCUCUUGAGAGACUUUGCUGCAAUGACCACAUGUGUACAAUGACUAAUUCUGAACUGUAUAUGUCUUCCUGGAGAGGAGCAGGGGGUAGUGCCUUCUCCCUCCUUUGUGAGCUAAGUACAGAUGGAUGUAUAGGAGCAGACCACCAAGCACAUGCAAUCAUUGAGACAGAGUCAAAGAUAGACAGGACCUGGCAGAGAGUCUGAGGAGGCAAAUAUGAGAGAGUCAACCCAGACCCAUCAUCUUUGUGCUGUCUCCCCUGUGCUCCACCAUAAGACCCCAAUAAAACCUUCAUGUUCCAUUGGUA
Molecule: messenger RNA, 2376 nt
Organism: Rattus rattus (black rat)
Lineage: Eukaryota; Metazoa; Chordata; Mammalia; Rodentia; Muridae
Gene: Gimap6
Product: GTPase, IMAP family member 6
Exons: 3
Coding region: 80-994 (304 amino acids)
Cellular component (GO): cytosol
Molecular function (GO): GTP binding
Source: RefSeq, a predicted model, not a curated record